This is a messenger RNA of Ipomoea triloba (trilobed morning glory), 1624 nucleotides long. RefSeq names its product phenolic glucoside malonyltransferase 1-like. The transcript has a single exon. NCBI's taxonomy places the organism in Eukaryota, Viridiplantae, Streptophyta, Magnoliopsida, Solanales, Convolvulaceae. The record is from RefSeq and is a predicted model, not a curated record. The coding region runs from base 32 to 1429 and encodes 465 amino acids.
GCAAGUGCAAAGUUUAAUUAACAUUACUCCAAUGGCCACCAGCAACGCCGUCACCGUUCUGGAGCAUAUUCCGGUGCCACCACCGCCGGAAGCGACACCCAAACUCACUCUUCCUCUCACGUUUCUCGACUUGUUAUGUCUGCACAUGAUCCCAGUUCACCGCCUCAUCUUCUAUCAACACCCCAUCUCAAAAACCCACUUCCUAGACACCCUAAUUCCCACCAUAAAAAACUCCUUAUCCCUUACCCUUCAACACUACGCUCCCCUCGCCGGCAGACUAAUCGCUUCACCCGACAAUUCAACCCUGCCGGAAAUUCGAUACGAGGAAGGCGACACCGUCCCGUUAGUCCUUGCCGAGGCCAAUUCAGGCGAGUGUCAUUUUAAUGAUCUCACGUCGGGAGAUCCAAGAAUUUGUACUGAAUUCCAUCCUCUUGUCCCGAGCUUACCGCCGGCUUCGCGGGCCCCAGACGGCUCGGUUAUCGUCCCCGUGCUUGCGUUACAAGUGACGUUAUUUUCCGGCGUCGGGAUUUGCAUCGGAAUAACUAACCACCACGCCGUCGGUGACGCUAGUAGCAUCUUUGGCUUCAUGAAGGCUUGGGCUUUGGUUUCUAGUCACGAAUCUCCGGUUUCUUUACCCGCUGAAAUCCAACCGUUUUACGACAGGACAGUGAUCAGAGACGAGAAAGGACUGGAAACAUUUUUCUGGGACAACGUUAAACAAAUCAAGGUUGAGGAUAGGCACGUUCAUCGCCUCCCACAAAUCACGGACAGGAUCCGUGCCACGUUUACACUGACACGUGACAACAUCCAACGGCUCAAGAAUCGUAUCCUCUCUGGGCGGCCAAAUCUGGCACAUAUCUCCUCCUUUACAACCACUUGUUCGUACAUAUGGAUUUGCUGGGUAAAAUCUCGAUACGAAUCAGAUACAGAUAAAAUCGGCGACGAUGAAGACGAGUUUUUCAAUUGCGCCGCUGAUUGCCGGUUACGUUUGGACCCACCUGUCCCCGGAAACUACUUCGGCAACUGCCUGGUGGCCUGUUUCGGAUAUGCAAAGACUAAGCGACUGAGAGGGGAGGAGGGGUUGCUGGAUGCGGCUGAGGGGAUCGGAGAAGCUAUUCGCCGGCGAUUGUACGAUAAGGAGCGUGGAGUGUUGGGAGGAGCUGAAGAUUGGUUUAAACUGAUGUCUAAGCUGAAGAUUGAUCGAGUAUUGACUGUGAUUGGGUCGCCCAGAUUCGAUUAUUAUGAACUAGAUUUUGGAUGGGGAAACCCUAAAAUGUUUCAAAUGCCUUCCACUGAUUUAUCUCGUGGCAUAUCACUUAGUAAAGCCAAGGACCAUGAAGGUGGUGGCCUGGAGAUUGGUUUGUCACUUCCCGCCACACAAUUUGACAAUUUUACCAGGAUUUUCACCAAAGAUUUGGAGGCCCUCUAAUUAGAGUGGUUUAGUUUACGAUUGGUUAAUGUUAUAUUUUAAGUUAUAUGGUUUAAUUGUCCAAAAAAAACAAAUUCACAAUGUGGAAUAGGUUAGUCACAUACUGAUAUUUAUUACUCUGGAUUCCUCAAUUACUAUGUACACAUCACAAUACCUAAUAUGCAUACUUUUUAGUGAAGAAUUUAAUCUUUUAAA